Molecule: messenger RNA, 8487 nt
Organism: Cervus elaphus (red deer)
Lineage: Eukaryota; Metazoa; Chordata; Mammalia; Artiodactyla; Cervidae
Gene: PTPN13
Product: protein tyrosine phosphatase non-receptor type 13
Exons: 48
Coding region: 443-7912 (2489 amino acids)
Biological process (GO): peptidyl-tyrosine dephosphorylation
Cellular component (GO): cytoplasm; nucleus; cytoskeleton
Molecular function (GO): phosphatidylinositol 3-kinase regulatory subunit binding; protein tyrosine phosphatase activity
Source: RefSeq, a predicted model, not a curated record
CCGCAGCCGCGGCGCGGCCAGGGUGACACACCGGGAUUACCGCCCAGAGAGACAGUCGUGGCGGGCGAGCAGCGCUCCCCGGCUUCCCUGUUUGCCUCAGGCCAGAGUUGAGCGGCCCGGCUCCGGAGGGUUUGGGGAAGCCCUUGGAGGCGCGCGGGGCAGCCGAGGGUGCGCGAGCGCUCCAGGGUCUGGCGGUCGGCCGGGGUCGCCGCCGGAGCGGUGUUUCGGAGGCGUGGAGGAGGAGGAGAUGCUGCUUCUCUUCCCCCGCUCCCCAGGCUCCUUCUCCAGCUUCUUCGGCCCACGCCCGCAGCCGCUUGGGGGAGAGGAGGUGGUGGCUCUCGGCGCCCGCGGCGGCUGCCCGCGGCCCGCCCCGACGCCGCGUCCCGGCUGCCCUUGCCCCGUGCGCCAGUAGCCGGACCGGGUCUCCGGACAAGCGGGUAAUAUGCACGUGUCACUAGCUGAGGCCCUGGAAGUUCGGGGUGGACCACUGCAGGAGGAAGAAAUAUGGGCUGUAUUAAAUCAAAGUGCCGAAAGCCUCCAAGAGCUAUUCAGAAAAGUAAGCAUAGCUGACCCCGCUGCUCUUGGCUUCAUCAUUUCUCCAUGGUCUCUGCUGCUCCUGCCGUCUGGCAGUGUGUCAUUUACAGAUGAAAAUAUUUCCAAUCAGGAUCUUCGUGCAUUCACUGCACCAGAGGUUCUUCAGAGUCAAUCACUCACUUCUCUCUCCGAUGUUGAAAAGAUCCAUAUUUAUUCUCUCGGAAUGACAUUGUAUUGGGGAGCUGAUCAUGAAGUACCUCAGAGCCAACCUAUCAAGCUUGGAGAUCAUCUCAACAGUAUACUGCUUGGAAUGUGCGAGGAUGUGAUUUAUGCUCGGGUUUCUGUUCGGACUGUCCUGGAUGCUUGCAGUGCCCACAUUAGGAAUAGCAAUUGUGCACCUUCAUUUUCCUACGUGAAGCAGUUGGUAAAACUGGUUCUGGGAAAUCUUUCUGGGAUGGAUCAGCUUUCCCGUAGCAGCGAGGAAAAGCCUGACCGAAGCCAGGCUAUCCGAGACCGAUUGAGAGGAAAAGGAUUACCAACAGGAAGAAGCUCUACUUCUGAUGUUCUAGACACAUACAAGUCUCCAUUCUGUCAUCAGGCCUUUCUUAACAAAGGGCUUAGUAAAUCCAUGGGAUUUCUAUCUAUCAAAGACACACAAGAUGAGGAAGAUUAUUUCAAGGACCUUUCAUCAGAUAAUAACUCUGGACAAGAAGAUUCGGAAAAUUCCUGCUCCCCUUACCCGUUCAAAUCUAGUGGCCCAGAAAAAAAAGCUGUCACUGGCAUUGAUGUGCUUCCCAAAAAGAAGAUCUGGGCUUCGUCCAUGGACCUGCUUUGCACAGGUGACAGAGACUUCUCUUCUCGGGAGACUGACAGAUACCAGCACUGUCUUCCUAAGGCGGUUACAGUGCGGACUUCAACCACUCCUAGGAAAAAGGAGGCAAGAUACUCGGAUGGAAGCCUAGCCUUGGAUAUCUUUGGCCCUCAGAAAAUGGACCCAGCAUUUCACACACGGGAAUUGCCCACCUCCUCGGCAAUAUCAAGUGCUUUGGACCGAAUCCGAGAAAGACAAAAGAAACUUCAGGUUCUGAGAGAAGCCAUGAAUGUAGAAGAACCAGUUCAAAGAUACAAAACUUACCACAGUGAUCUCUUUAGUACGUCCAGUGAAACUCCAUCUAUUAUUUCCUCUGAAUCGGAUUUCAGGCAAGUGAGAAAAAGUGAAACUUCAAAGAGAUUUGAAUCCAACAGUGGUCUCCCAGGUGUAGAUGAAACCCCAAGUCAAGGCCAGUCACAGAGACCAAGACAAUAUGAAACACCCCUUGAAGGCAACUUAAUUAAUCAAGAGAUCAUGCUAAAACGGCAAGAAGAAGAAAUGAUACAGCUGCAAGCCAGAAUGGCCCUUAGACAGUCUCGGUUGAGCCUGUAUCCAGGGGACACUAUCAAAGCUUCCAUGCUUGAUAUCACCAGGGAUCCCUUAAGAGAAAUAGCCCUAGAAACAGCCAUGACCCAAAGAAAACUGAGAAAUUUUUUUGGUCCUGAGUUUGUGAAAAUGACAAUUGAACCAUUUAUAUCUUUGGAUUUGCCACGGUCUAUCCUUACCAAGAAAGGGAAGAAUGAAGAUAACCGAAGAAAAGUAAACAUAAUGCUUCUAAAUGGACAGAGGCUGGAACUGACUUGUGAUACCAAAACAAUUUGUAAAGAUGUGUUUGAUAUGGUCGUGGCCCAUAUUGGCUUAGUGGAACAUCAUUUGUUUGCCUUAGCUACCCUCAAAGAUAAUGAAUAUUUCUUUGUUGAUUCUGAUCUAAAAUUAACCAAAGUGGCCCCAGAGGGAUGGAAAGAAGAACCAAAGAAAAAGAGCAAAGCCUCCGUUAACUUUACUUUGUUUUUCCGAAUUAAAUUUUUCAUGGAUGAUGUUAGUCUGAUACAACAUACUCUGACCUGUCAUCAGUAUUAUCUUCAGCUGCGAAAAGACAUCUUGGAGGAGAGGAUACACUGUGAUGAUGAGACUUCUUUAUUGCUAGCAUCCUUGGCUCUCCAAGCUGAGUAUGGGGAUUAUCAACCGGAGGUUCAUGGAGUGUCAUAUUUUAGACUGGAACAUUACUUGCCUCCACGAGUGAUGGAGAAACUUGAUUUGUCCUAUAUUAAAGAAGAGCUACCCAAAUUGCACAAUACCUACAUGGGAGCCUCUGAAAAAGAGACAGAGUUAGAAUUUUUAAAGGUCUGCCAAAGACUGACAGAAUACGGAGUUCAUUUUCACCGGGUACACCCUGAGAAAAAGUCACAAACAGGAAUACUGCUUGGAGUCUGCUCUAAAGGUGUCCUCGUGUUUGAGGUUCACAAUGGAGUUCGCACACUGGUCCUUCGCUUUCCGUGGCGGGAAACCAAGAAGAUUUCUUUUUCUAAAAAGAAAAUCACGUUGCAGAAUACUUCAGAUGGAAUAAAGCACGCCUUCCAGACAGACAACAGUAAGAUAUGCCAGUACCUGCUGCACCUCUGCUCUUCCCAGCACAAGUUCCAGCUGCAACUGAGAGCAAGACAGAGCAACCAAGAUGCCCAGGAUAUUGAGAGAGCUUCGUUUAGGAGCCUGAACCUCCAAGCAGAGUCCGUUAGAGGAUUCAGUGUGGGACGAGCAGUCAGCACUGGUAGUCUGGCCAGCAGCACCCUGAACAAACUUGCCGUUCGACCUCUGUCGGUUCAAGCUGAGAUUCUGAAGAGGCUCUCCUGCUCAGAGCGGUCGCUUUACCAGCCAUUGCAAAACAGUGCAAAGGAGAAGAGCGGCAAAACUGCAUGGGAGGAAAAGCCUAGAGGGAUGAGUAAAUCAUACCACGAUCUCAGUCAGGCCUCUCUCUACCCUCACCGGAAAAAUGUCAAUGUUAACACGGAACCCCCACCACAAACCGUGGCGGAGUUGGUAGGAAAACCGCUUCACCAGAUGGCGAGAUCUGACACAGAAUCUCUGGCAGGAGUCACAAAACUCAAUAAUUCAAAGUCUGUUGCAAGUUUAAAUAGAAGUCCUGAGAGGAGGAAACAGGAAUCAGACUCCUCAUCCUUUGAAGACCUUGGUCAAGCAUAUGUUCUAGGAAUGACUUUGCAUAGUUCUGGAAAUUCUUCAUCCCAAGUACCCUUAAAAGAAAAUGAUGUGCUACACAAAAGAUGGAGCAUAGCAUCUUCACCAGAAAGGGAGAUCACCCUGGUUAACCUGAAAAAAGAUGCACAGUAUGGCUUAGGAUUUCAAAUUAUUGGUGGAGAAAAGAUGGGAAGACUGGAUCUAGGUGUAUUUAUUAGUUCAGUUACUCCUGGAGGACCAGCUGACUUGGAUGGAUGCUUAAAGCCAGGAGACCGUUUGAUAUCUGUGAAUAGUGUCAGUCUGGAGGGGGUCAGCCACCAUGCCGCAGUUGAAAUUUUGCAAAAUGCACCUGAAGAUGUGACCCUUGUUAUCUCUCAGCCAAAAGAAAAGCUAUCCAAAGUGCCUUCCCCUCCUGUGCACGUGGCCAACGGCAUGAAAAGCUACAUGAAAAAGCCUUCCCACCUGCAAGACAACACUGCAAAUUCUUCUGAGGAUCACUGCUGGCCACGGGGCACCGCGAGGCACAUCCCAGAGAGCUCGUUUGGGCUGUCUGGCGGCCUUCGGGAGGGAAGCCUGAGCUCUCAGGAUUCCAGGACUGAAAGUGCCAGCUUGUCACAGAGCCAGGUCAAUGGGUUCUUUGCCAGCCAUGCAGGUGACCGCAGCUGGCAGGACUCGCAGCGUGGCAGCCCUUCCCCAUCCGUGAUAUCCAAAGCUACGGAGAAAAAGUGGACUUCUACUGACAGUAACCGAAGCAAAGCUAAAAAUACAGGCAUUUCUGAUGCACCGGAUUACUCUGACCGUGGAGAUUCAGACAUGGAUGAAGCCACUUAUUCCAGCAGUCAGGAUCAUCACAUACCAAAAAAGGAAUCUUCCUCCUCCAUGAAUACAUCCAACAAAAUGAAUUUUAAAACUUUUCCUUCAUCACCUCCUAAACCUGGAGAUAUCUUUGAGGUUGAACUGGCUAAAAAUGAUAACAGCUUGGGGAUAAGUGUCACGGUACUGUUUGACAAGGGAGGUGUGAAUACCAGUGUCAGACAUGGUGGCAUUUAUGUGAAAGCCGUUAUUCCCAAGGGAGCAGCAGAGUCUGAUGGCAGAAUUCACAAAGGUGAUCGUGUCCUCGCUGUGAAUGGAGUUAGUCUAGAAGGGGCUACCCACAAGCAAGCUGUGGAAACACUGAGAAAUACAGGACAGGUGGUUCAUCUGUUGUUAGAAAAAGGACAGUCUCCAGCAUCCAAAGAACAUGUCCCCCAGUGUACCCUCUCAGAUCCGGAUACCCAAGGUCAAGCCCCAGAAAAAAUGAUGAAGAAGAUGACUCAUGUCAAAGACUACAGCUUUGUUACUGAAGAGAAUACAUUUGAGGUGAAAUUGCUGAAAAAUAGCUCAGGCCUAGGAUUCAGUUUUUCUCGAGAGGAUAAUCUUAUACCCGAGCAAAUGAACACCAGCAUAGUAAGGGUUAAAAAGCUCUUUCCUGGACAGCCAGCAGCAGAAAGUGGACAAAUUGAUGUGGGAGAUGUUAUCUUGAAAGUGAAUGGAGCCUCUUUGAAAGGACUGUCUCAACAGGAGGUCAUAUCUGCUCUCAGGGGAACGUCUCCAGAAGUAUCCUUGCUCCUCUGUAGACCUCCACCUGGGGUGCUUCCAGAAAUUGACCCUGCUCUUUCGACCCCGCUGCACUCUCCAGCCCAAGUACCCCUGAACAACAGCAAAGACCCUCCUCAGACAGCGUGUGCGGAGCAAGGCACCAGCUCAGAUGAAAAUGAGAUGCCUGACAAGACCAGGAGCCCGUGCACGUCCGCAUCCAGGAGAGACAGUUCCAGCAGCAGUGGGGGUGGAGAGGACGACUUAGCGGAGGCUCCGGCAAAGAUACCGGAUAUCGGCUGGAGUUCAGCUUUGCAUCAGACUCUAAGCAGCAUGAUGUCACAGGCGCAGCGUCAUCACGACACACUCAGGAGUCACGAAGACCCCAUUUGUACCAUGUUUUACUAUCCUCAGAAAAUACCUAAUAAGUCAGAACAUGAGGGCAGUAACCCUCCUUCCCCUCAACCACUGGAUGUAACUCCUGGGCAGAGCUGUCAAUCUCAAUCAGAAUCUGUUUCCAUAAAUGCAAUGGAUAAAUAUCAUACACAUCACACUUCUGAACCAACUAGACAAGAAAGCUUGACAUCUUUGAAAAAUGACUUGGAAAACCACCUUGAAGACUUUGAACUGGAGGUAGAACUCCUGAUUACCCUAAAUAAGUCGGAAAAAGGAAGCCUGGGCUUCACAGUAACCAAAGGCAAUCAGAGCAUUGGUUGUUACGUUCAUGAUGUCAUUCAGGAUCCAGCCAAAAGUGAUGGGAGGCUGAGACCUGGGGACCGGCUCAUCAAGGUUAAUGAUACAGAUGUUACAAACAUGACUCACACAGAUGCAGUGAACCUACUCCGAGCUGCGCCCAGGACAGUCAGAUUAGUUCUUGGCCGAGUUCUGGAAUUACCCAGGAUGCCAGUGCUGCCUCAUUUGCUACCUGAUGUCACAUUUACGUGCAACAGAGAGGAGCUGGGUUUUUCCUUAUCUGGAGGUCGUGACAGUCUUCAUCAAGUGGUGUAUGUUAGUGAUAUCAAUCCAAGGUCAGUUGCAGCCACGGAGGGUAAUCUCCAGCUCUUAGACAUCAUCCACUAUGUGAACGGAGUCAGCACACAGGGCAUGACUCUGGAGGAAGCUAAGCGAACAUUGGACCUGUCACUUCCUUCGGUGGUACUGAAAGCUACAAGAGAUGGUCAUCCGGUGGUUCCCAGUUCCAAGAGGUCUUCUCUUUCAGCUUCAAAGUCAGCCAAAGCCAAUGGCCCUCACAUCAUGGAGCCUUGUGGCAAACCUUCACUCACACCUAAUAACUCAUUCUCCAAGGUUAAUGGAGAAGAAAUCAUUGAAAUUUUGUACCCUGAAGGAAAAUGUUCUACCUAUCAGACAAAGGAAUCAGCAAACCUGAUUCUGUACAAAGAAUCUGAUGGACAAGAAGAUGAGAACUAUGAUGAUCCUCAAGAAGCUGAAGUUAUCCAGUCUUUGCUGGAUGUUGUGGAUGAGGAAGCUCAGAAUCUUUUAAACCAAAAUAAUGCAGCAGGAGAUGCCUGUGUUCCAGGUGCAUUGAAAGCCAAUGGGAAGUUAUCUGAAGAGAGAGCAGAAGAUACAUACUGUGAUGGUUCCCCUUUACCUGAAGAUUUUACAGAGUCUACCAAAAUGAAUGGCUGUGAAGAGCACUGUGAAGAAAAAGGUAAAAGUGAAAGCUUAAUUCAAAAGUCAGAAGAAAAGAAGACUGAGGAUGAUGAAAUAACAUGGGGAAGUGAUGAAUUGCCAAUAGAAACAACAGAACAUGAAGAUUCCAAUAAAGAGCAUCCCUUUCUGACAAAUGAGGAACUCACCACACUCCCCAUCGUCAAAGUUCUUCCCUCCGGGAAAUACACUGGUGCCAAGCUGAAGUCAGUCAUUCGAAUGUUGCGGGGUUUACUCGACCAAGGAAUCCCAUCUAAGGAGCUGGAGAAUCUUCAAGAAUUAAAACCUUUGGAUCAAUGUCUAAUUGGACAGACGAAGGAAAACAGAAGGAAGAACCGAUAUAAAAAUAUACUGCCCUAUGACGCUACCAGAGUGCCUCUGGGAGAUGAAGGUGGAUAUAUCAACGCCAGCUUCAUCAAGAUACCAGUGGGGAGAGAAGAGUUUGUCUACAUCGCCUGCCAAGGACCUCUCCCCACAACCGUUGGAGAUUUCUGGCAGAUGAUUUGGGAACAGAACUCCACAGUGAUAGCCAUGAUGACCCAAGAAGUAGAAGGGGAAAAAGUCAAAUGCCAGCGCUAUUGGCCUAACGUCCUAGGCAAAUCGACCAUGGUCAGCGACAGACUUCGACUGGCUCUCGUGAGAGUACAGCAGCUGAAGGGCUUCGUAGUGAGGGCAAUGACCCUGGAAGACAUUCAGACAGGAGAAGUACGACAUAUUUCUCAUCUGAAUUUUACUGCCUGGCCAGACCACGAUACACCUUCCCAGCCAGACGACUUGUUGACGUUUAUCUCCUACAUGAGACACGUUCACAGAUCCGGCCCAAUUAUCACACACUGCAGCGCGGGCAUUGGACGUUCAGGGACCCUGAUAUGCAUAGAUGUGGUUCUAGGAUUAAUCAGUCAAGAUCUUGAAUUCGACAUCUCUGACUUAGUGCGCUGCAUGCGACUACAGAGACACGGAAUGGUUCAGACAGAGGAUCAAUAUAUUUUCUGCUAUCAAGUCAUCCUUUAUGUCCUGACACGUCUUCAAGCUGAAGAAGAGCAAAAAGAGCAGCCCCAGCCUCUGAAAUGACAUGAGAAGAACAGCCUUCUAGAUGUCUGUCCAUUUCUUUGCUCUCUACUUAAAGGUCACAGGACAGCAAGUCCAUAAAACCUCAUUAUGCUUAUUCUCCUCUACCUUAGAGGGGUGUUCUUAAUAACAGUAAAUAAUGGUGACAUGCUGUAUUUUUACAGCUGCUUCAACCUGUGAUAAGUAUCAGAGAUUUUUUUAACACUAACUAAAUAAUGCAGAUCUUAGGGAUGAUUAAGGCAGCAUUUGAUUAUAGACAUAUCGAGUCUAUUUUUCAUGCACCAAUCUUGUUUAUAGCAAAAUUAUUUUCCAGUAUUUUUUUAAAAACUAGAGCUAUUUUAUAGGGGAUACUUGAAGCCAGUAUUUAAGCUUUAAAUGACAGUAAUAUUGGCAUAGAAAAAAAGGUAGCAAACGUUUACUGUAUCAAUUUCUAAUGUUUACUAUCUAGAACUUCCUGUAAUAUAUUUAUAUACUUUUCCAUGAAUAUAGAGAUACCAAAUAUGUUUGUAACUGCAUCAUGUUAUACAUCAGCUCACUUUGUAAAUAAAAAUACACCUUAAAACAUGAACAAGCCAAAA